Molecule: messenger RNA, 894 nt
Organism: Prunus avium (sweet cherry)
Lineage: Eukaryota; Viridiplantae; Streptophyta; Magnoliopsida; Rosales; Rosaceae
Source: RefSeq, a predicted model, not a curated record
UCUCAAAUUUUGAAUAACCCGAAGUAUUAUCCUUAUUUUGAGAAGUGUAUUGGUGCAAUUGAUGGAACUCAUGUUGCUGCUUGGGCACCAGCUCAAAAGCAAAUCUCAUAUCGUGGUAGGAAGAUCCUUAUUACUCAAAAUGUCAUGUGCGCUUGCUCUUUUGACAUGAUGUUCACUUUUGUUUAUACGAGCUGAGAAGGGACUGCAAUGACUCUAGGGUGUUCAUAGAUGCAGUGAUGAGGCCAAAAAAUGAGUUUCCUUUUCCAGAUGAAGGGUAUUACUAUGUUGUGGAUGCUGGAUAUUCAAACGUGCCUGGAUUCUUGGCACCCUACAGAGGUUUGAGAUAUCAUUUGCGUGAUUAUAGAGGACCUCGACGAGCACCAAGAGGUCCUAUGGAGUUGUUCAACUAUAGGCAUUCCUCAUUACGUAAUGUAAUUGAGCGGUGUUUUGGUGUUUUGAAAGCUCGUUUUCCAAUUUUGAAAUUGAUGCCUAAUUAUCCUCCGAGAAGGCAACGACCAAUUCCUAUUGCAUAUUGUGUGUUACAUAAUUUUAUAAGAAAAGAAGCUCGUCGUGAUAAGAUGUUUGAAGAGUUUCAAGUUGAAGACAUGAUCAUUGAUUCAGAAAAUACAACAACACCGAAUAUAGAUAUGUCUGCAAGAAAUAUUGCACAAAUGGGUGACAUUAGAGACAAGAUCGCAGCGGAUUUGUGGCGGGAUUUUAUUUAGUGCUCAUGACAACAUGAUUUUAAAUUUUAUAUUGCAUAUUUUUCAAAUAUUUGUGAGACUAUGAGAGAUUUGAUCUAUGAUUUAAGAUUAUAUCUUGGAGGACAUGAGACCAUUUUGGGUUAGCUAAUGCACGUAUUGGAUAAUGAUAAUUAAUUUGACCAUUGCACAA